AUAUCGCAGGGAGUAAUUAAUAUUUUCACCUCCAUCAACCACAUGGCUCAAUCAUCUCCACCCACUUACACUGCCGUGCUCGAGCAAUCCUCAGUAGCGCCGCCGCCCGGAAAAGUUGCCGCCUUUUCCCUUCCUCUAUCAUUCCUAGAUCUAAAUUGGUUGCUUGGCUCCCCCGUCCACCGCCUUAUCUUCACCCAACACCCCGUCUCAAGAACACAGUUCGAAAAUUCUAUCAUUCCCCAUCUCAAAACUUCCUUCUCCAUUGCCCUCCAAUAUUACCCUCUCCUAGCAGCCAAGUUGGCCGUUCCUUUCGAUUAUUCAACCCCGCCUGAAAUUGUAUACGGUGACGGUGACGGCGUUUCUCUUGUCUUCGCCGUGUCGGACGAUAACGGCCGUUUUGAUUGUUUAUCGUCAAACCAUGCAAGAAACAGUAACGAAUUUUAUCCCCUUAUUCCCACGUUACCGUCAGUUCGACGUGGCAUGUUUGCUGUCCAAGUGACGCUAUUCCCGGACGCCGGAAUUUGCGUCGGAAUCGCCAACCACCACGUGGUUGGCGACGGGAGUAGUAUAUUUGGGUUCAUGAAGGCGUGGACUGCGCUUUCUUUACUCGGACACAAAUCACUUUCCGAUGAAUAUCUGCCAUUUCUGGAUAGAAGCGUUAUCGAAGAUCCUAAAGGACUAAAAACUCUCAUGUGGAACCAUAUGAAGAACAUCCCAAUCGAUGAAGACGGUCACGGCGUUCCCUUUCCGGACGUCACCGGCAAGGCACGUGCCACUUUUAUCCUCACACGUGACGACAUCCAAAAACUGAAAACUCACGUGAUCUCACGCCGGUCAAAAGUAGUACGUCAGCCAUCCACGUUCGUGGUGACGUGUGCGUACAUGUGGACCUGCCUGCUGAAAUCACAAUGCUUCGCUGCGGCCAGCGUCAACGAUGACGUGGACGACGACACCGUGUACUUCCUUUGCGCGGCGGAUUGUCGGGCGCGUUUGGACACGCCGUUGCCGGCGAAUUACUUCGGAAACUGCCUCGUGCCGUGCAUAGCACGCGCAAAGGCUGGACAGCUUGCGGCGGAGGACGGCCUUGCUGCGGCGGCUGAGGCGAUCGGAGAGGCUAUUCAGUGGCAGUUGCAGGGCGAGGAGGGAGUGCUUAGAGGAGCCGAGAAUUGGAUGAGUUUCUUCUCUACAGUGAGUUUUGAACGAAUCCUGAGUGUGGCUGGGUCUCCCAGACUUGACUAUUAUAAACUGGAUUUUGGGUGGGGAAAGCCUAAGAAGAUAGAGACUACUUCCAUAGAUUAUUCAGGAGCAAUCUAUGUUGGGUGUGCUAAGGAUUCCUUGGAUAUUGAGGUUGGUGUGUCUGUACCUGGGGCCAAAAUGCAUCUUCUUAAGACGCUUUUCGAUCAGGGCCUUCAAGCUUUAUCCAUUUAAUUUGAAUUGGCUUCAAUUUUUUAAUAAUCCCAGACGUACUUUUACUCCUUAAAUGUUCUUGUUUUUUUAAGAUAGAGGCCAUGCAUGCAACUUCGUAGUGGACUGUUAGUUGGUAAUGGAAUAAGGUAGCUAGAAUGUGACAAUCAAUGUCAAUGUAGUGGACUAUUGGUUGGUCCUCAAAUUAAAAAAUUUUGUUUUAAA
Molecule: messenger RNA, 1629 nt
Organism: Ipomoea triloba (trilobed morning glory)
Lineage: Eukaryota; Viridiplantae; Streptophyta; Magnoliopsida; Solanales; Convolvulaceae
Product: phenolic glucoside malonyltransferase 1-like
Exons: 1
Coding region: 43-1428 (461 amino acids)
Source: RefSeq, a predicted model, not a curated record